AUGCUUAGCAUAUCAGAAGAAAUUUUAUCCUUAAUCAUCUCUGAAGAAUUUUCCAAACCCUCCCCAAAGCCUACCACAAACCAUAUAAAACCCAAUCACGUAAAAAAACCCAAACAAAUCCCUACAAAUAACAUAUCAAAUCCUAUAGAAAUCGAAACUUAUGAGCCAGUUACCGCAGAGGAGUCCAAAAAUGUCUUAGAAGAACUCAAAAGGCGAAUCACACAGCUUUAUAGAGGAAACGUAAAAAUCAAAGUCAUUAUGGCCUUAUUUGAUAUUAGAAACUCCUGCUUUAUACAUAGUUUUGGGGACUGGGAACGAUCUGUAGCUAGACAGAGACUUUUUGAACUAAGGGAAAAAAUAACCCAGCUUAAAUCUGAAGGAAAAACUGAUGAAGAAAUCAGCAAAAUACUGUGUAUGCGAGAAAACAAAAUGAGAGAAAUCAUGGGCGACUUAAAAAGACCAAAAUUAGUAUAUACAACACAAGAUAUCAAAGAAGCCAUUUGCUUAUAUAAAACUAUAAGAAAUAAAAAAAGAACUGCAAAAGAGCUUGGGGUUUCAGUUUUUACGCUGGAAGAGUGGAUAAAUAAAAGCAAAACAGGGGAGCUGUGGUCGAUUUAUGAUAAUGAUGAAGGAAUUCCAUCGACUAUUAUUUUAAAUGCCUUGGAAACUUAUUAUUUGACGAAAAACCUUGAAGCUGCAGCUAAGGUUUCAGGGCUGACUAUCCUUAAAGUUUCGAAGUUUGUGGAAAGGUGCAGAAUGAGAUCUUUGGAAUUUAAAGACAAACGUAAAAACUCUGAAGAAAAUCAUGAAGAAGAAUAA
Blepharisma stoltei is the source of this 819-nucleotide messenger RNA. The record is from the annotation of a GenBank genome assembly. NCBI's taxonomy places the organism in Eukaryota, Ciliophora, Heterotrichea, Heterotrichida, Blepharismidae.